Molecule: messenger RNA, 2840 nt
Organism: Amborella trichopoda
Lineage: Eukaryota; Viridiplantae; Streptophyta; Magnoliopsida; Amborellales; Amborellaceae
Source: RefSeq, a predicted model, not a curated record
AUAAUAAGGAGGAGCUCUAUCUCUCUCCCUCCAUUAAUUUAUGAAAUUUUCUCUAGAGAAUUGUUCCUCAAGUAAAGAAAGAGCUCCAGCUCUUUAACUUUUUCCAAAUCUCUCUCUCUCUAACUCUCUCUCUCUCUCCCUAACUUUUGCUCCUAUCAGCUGAAAUAGAGAAGCCUUAUCGCGUAAUUCCUCCAAGAAAACGAAGCCCUCUCUCUGAGCUUUUAUCUCCUAAAAAGGAAAGACCACGCGCUCUCUCUCUCUCUCUAGGACCGGGUUCCCAUUGUCUAGCGCCAUUUUCUCCCGUUGCCUGGUCUGUAGAGAGAGAGUGUGUGUACAUGGCGGUUAGAGAGAGAAAGUAGGCAAUGCAAACAGUGAUUGCUCCCUUCAGAUCUGCAUAUGGGGGGAGCUCUAGUGGACGCCCUUCGCCGAUGGUUACAACGCCGCUCUAAUAGCAAUCAUAGCGCCAUUUCAUCUGAUCAAAAUAGGCGUAAAGGUCAAGAGAGAGAAAGGGAAAAAGUACAGAGAGAAAGAGAAAAGGUUGAGAGAGAGGGAGUGGGAGAGGAGGGAGAAGGGUCCGAUUCUUAUUCGCCUGAGUUGAAGUUUGAGGAGAGCUGCGGCUUGAAGCUCGUCAGAGUUCCCAAGAGGGUGGAAAUAGCCAUGGUUGAGCCCCAUAAAAAGAACAUGUUGGACUCUGAAUUCUUCACUGAAUAUGGUGAGGCUAGUCAAUACCAAAUACAAGAGGUGAUUGGAAAGGGAAGCUAUGGGGUGGUGGCUUCAGCCAUUGACACACAUACUGGGGAGAGGGUAGCAAUCAAGAAGAUCAAUGACGUUUUUGAGCAUGUGUCUGAUGCCACUCGUAUUUUACGAGAAAUCAAGCUCCUUCGGUUGCUUCGCCAUCCAGACCUUGUGGAAAUAAAGCACAUAAUGCUUCCUCCAUCUCGGAGAGAAUUCAAGGACAUAUAUGUUGUGUUCGAGUUGAUGGAAUCUGACCUUCACCAAGUCAUCAAAGCAAAUGAUGAUCUCACCCCUGAACAUUAUCAGUUUUUCUUGUACCAGCUUCUUCGAGCUCUGAAAUAUAUCCAUACAGCAAAUGUAUUCCAUCGAGAUUUGAAGCCCAAAAAUAUUCUUGCUAAUGCAGACUGCAAAUUAAAGAUAUGUGAUUUUGGCCUUGCUCGUGUCUCUUUUAAUGAUGCUCCAUCAGCUAUUUUCUGGACUGAUUAUGUGGCAACAAGGUGGUACAGGGCCCCUGAGCUCUGUGGUUCUUUUUUCUCCAAAUACACUCCUGCCAUUGAUAUAUGGAGCAUAGGAUGCAUAUUUGCGGAAAUGCUUACAGGGAAGCCUUUGUUUCCUGGUAAAAAUGUGGUGCAUCAGUUGGAUCUCAUGACUGACGUGCUUGGCACUCCUUCCCUCGAAUCAAUUGCUAGGAUUAGGAAUGAAAAAGCCAGAAGAUAUCUUAGUAGCAUGAGGAAAAAACCCCCGGUUCCCUUAACACAAAAGUUCCCUGGUGUUGACCCCUUGGCGCUGCGUUUACUUGAACGAUUACUUGCUUUCGAUCCUAAAGAUCGGCCUUCAGCUGAAGAGGCACUGGCUGACCCAUAUUUUCAUGGUCUGGCGAAUGUGGAGCGUGAGCCUUCGACACAACCCAUUUCUAAACUAGAAUUUGAAUUUGAAAGACGAAAAUUGACAAAGGAUGAUGUGAGAGAAUUGAUUUAUAGGGAGAUUUUAGAGUAUCAUCCACAGAUGCUCCAAGAGUAUCUACGAGGUUCCGACCAGACUGGCUUCAUGUACCCAAGUGGAGUGGAUCGAUUCAAGAGGCAGUUUGCUCAUCUUGAGGAGCACUAUGGUAAGGGUGAAAGGAGCACUCCUCUCCAGAGGCAGCACGCUUCUUUGCCGAGGGAACGCAUUUGUGCACCUCGAGAUGAUGCUAUGAAUCAAAACAAUGGCCAUGAGAAGGAAGAGGCUGGUUCUGUUGCACGGCCAAUUCUUAACAGUCCCCCAGGUCCUGGUCCAGAAGGGGGGGUUGAAAUUUCUCAGAACAAGGUGGGACCACCUCAAAAUGGAGUAACUGUCUCAAAUUACAGUGUGCGAAGCUUGUUGAAAAGUGCAAGUAUCAGUGGUUCUAAGUGUGUAACUGUAAAAGACAGAAAGGAUUCAGAGGAAGAUACAAUUCCCGAACAUUCUGAUGAAGGGGUUGAUGGGUUAACGGAUAAGCUUGCAGGGCUUUACGCAGGUGUAGCUCAUCCUUGACAAUGCGGGAGUUGUUGCAGUACACUCACUCGCCCUGUUUUGAGAGUUGAGCUACAUCUCCAUUGAAGAUUUAGAAGCUUCAGUUAUCAAGGGCGUCGCAGCACUGUAACCGGAAAAUGUAUUCAGUUUACAAACCAAGGGUCCCAUCGUUUUUACUUCUGGUGCCCAUCUCAUACAGAUUGAUGAUUCCAAGACUGGAGAUUCUCAGUUAUAUUUUCACAUGCCUUUAUAUCUUAACAGGUGACCUUCUCAAUGUUGUAUCAGUAGCUUGUUGCAUCGGCAGUAUUGAGCUUUUUGUGAGGGUUUUGAUGCUAAAUUAUGGAUCAGUUAUGGGUUCUUAAAUGGGCCUGAAAUUGGGCAAACUUGCCUUAAGUGGUUCGUACUGGUUUUUGACUCCGAACCAUCUACUGGUUUUUGACUCCGAACCAUCUCUAAGGUUCAAACUUUUGAUUCAUCACUACCCCAUUAUGUUUAUGUAAUUUGGUCCUUACGUUGUAAAGAUAAUUUGUAUGGGGACGGUUUAGAUUCUUCAGCGGUAAAACUCUCUCUCUGUGGGGAGACCUUAAAUUCUUUAGUGGCAAAUAUCUCUCAAC